Messenger RNA from Dioscorea cayenensis subsp. rotundata (Guinea yam), 2646 nucleotides. Its product is annotated as DNA gyrase subunit B, chloroplastic/mitochondrial-like. Gene Ontology annotation, molecular function: ATP binding; DNA binding; DNA topoisomerase type II (double strand cut, ATP-hydrolyzing) activity. NCBI's taxonomy places the organism in Eukaryota, Viridiplantae, Streptophyta, Magnoliopsida, Dioscoreales, Dioscoreaceae. Gene Ontology annotation, biological process: DNA topological change. The transcript has 22 exons. Gene Ontology annotation, cellular component: chromosome. The coding region runs from base 71 to 2275 and encodes 734 amino acids. The record is from RefSeq and is a predicted model, not a curated record.
CCCCAACCCGCAAAACCAAAUAAAUCCCAGCGAGGUUUCACAAAACUCGCUCCUUUGAACUGAAGUAGCGAUGAUGGCGAUCCUCAGAGCCGCACCUCCGCCUCCUCUCCAGCUCCGCUUCUUCGCUCGCCGCUUCUUCUCAUCUUCUCCUCGCUCUCUCCUUCGUGCUCGCUCUCACACCAUGCUCUCCUUCUCGCCCCGCUCCCGCUCUCGCCUCUUCUUCAGUCCCAGAGUUUUGGGAGGUCGCUGCUCUCUUACUAAUGGUGGUGGUGGUGGUGGUGGAGCAAGAGCAUUCAUGUCGUCGGGCUUGGCUGCUGAAGUCCUUAAGGAAAAGGCGGGCUCGGAAAGUUAUGGUUCUGAGCAGAUUCAGGUGUUGGAAGGGCUAGAUCCUGUCAGGAAGAGACCUGGAAUGUAUAUUGGUAGCACAGGACCUCGUGGUUUGCAUCACCUGGUGUAUGAAAUUCUGGAUAAUGCUGUUGAUGAAGCGCAAGCAGGCUAUGCCUCAAGAAUUGAUGUAGUUCUUCUGGAGGAUAAUUCUGUUAGCAUUACUGAUAAUGGACGGGGGAUCCCUAUAGAUUUACAUCCAGUUACCAAGAAGUCCUCUUUGGAAACUGUGUUAACGGUACUACACGCAGGAGGAAAGUUUGGAGGUGCAAGCAGUGGCUAUAGUGUUUCUGGAGGGCUCCAUGGUGUUGGCUUAUCUGUUGUUAAUGCUCUAUCAGAGGCACUGGAAGUUACAGUGUGGAGAGAUGGAAAGGAGUAUCAACAAAGCUAUUCUCGUGGAAAGCCUGUGACGACUCUCACAUGCCAAUUGUUGCCACCUGAAUUAUGUUCUCGUCAGGGAACAUGCAUCCAUUUUUGGCCUGAUAAAGAGGUAUUCACAACUUCCAUCUCAUUUGACUUCAACACAAUAGCUGGACGAAUUAGGGAACUUGCUUUCUUGAACCCUGAGCUUACAAUUACUCUGAAGAAGGAAGAAGGAGACUCAAAAACUUUAUAUAAUGAACAUUGUUAUGCUGGCGGCUUAGUUGAGUAUGUGAAAUGGUUGAAUACUGACAAGAAACCACUCCAUGACAUUCUAGCUUUCAGAAAGGAGGCUGAUGGAAUCACUGUUGAUGUUGCUCUUCAGUGGUGUUCAGAUGCAUAUACGGAUACGAUAUUGGGAUAUGCUAAUAGCAUUCGAACAAUUGAUGGCGGUACUCACAUAGAUGGGCUGAAGGCUUCAUUGACAAGAACCAUUAAUAACCUUGGGAAGAAGUCAAAAGUUAUCAAGGAGAAGGAUAUAAAUCUGAGUGGUGAGCAUGUAAGGGAAGGUUUAACAUGUAUUGUCUCCGUCAAAGUUCCAAACCCAGAAUUUGAAGGGCAAACAAAGACAAGGUUGGGUAAUCCAGAGGUCAGAAGAGUAGUUGAACAGUGUGUUCAAGAGCAUGUCACUGAGUACUUGGAGCUUCAUCCGGAUGCUCUAGAUUUAGUCCUUUCCAAGUCCCUUAAUGCUCUUAAGGCUGCAAUGGCGGCAAAGAGAGCUAGAGAAUUGGUUAGAACAAAGAGUGUUCUUAGAUCUUCUUCUCUACCAGGAAAAUUAGCUGAUUGUUCAGCAACAAAUCCUGAAGAAUGUGAAAUCUUUAUAGUUGAAGGUGAUUCAGCUGGUGGUAGUGCAAAGCAAGGUCGUGAUAGGAGGUUUCAGGCUAUUUUACCCUUGAGAGGCAAGAUUCUAAACAUUGAAAGGAAGGAUGAAGCAGCCAUGUACAAGAAUGAAGAAAUUCAGAAUCUUAUUCUUGGUCUUGGACUUGGAGUGAAGGGGGAGGAUUUUAAAAAGGAAGCACUUCGAUAUCAUAAGAUCAUCAUUUUAACAGAUGCCGAUGUGGACGGUGCUCAUAUCCGCACUCUUUUACUAACUUUUUUCUAUCGAUACCAGAAAGCCUUAUUUGACGAAGGUUGUAUAUAUGUCGGUGUUCCCCCACUCUACAAGGUCGAUCGUGGCAAGCACGCGCACUAUUGUUACGAUGAAGCAGAGCUCAAACAUCUCUUGGAUUCUUUUCCUUCGAAUGCCUCCUUCAAUAUUCAGAGGUUCAAAGGAUUAGGAGAGAUGAUGCCGGCACAACUGUGGGAAACAACAUUGGACCCGGAGAGAAGGUUACUAAAACAGCUAGUUGUGGAAGAUGCUGCAGAAGCAAAUGUCGUAUUCUCUUCUCUUAUGGGCACUCGGGUUGAUGUCAGGAAGGAAUUGAUUCGGAACUCUGCAAACAUGAUUAACCUUGAGCAUCUUGAUAUAUAACUGUACUUUCACGGAGCUAACUAGAAAUUCGGUGCUUGUUUUUGACUAACUUCGACUCGACCCUACCUACUAAUACAUUUAAAACACUUCAGAAUGCGGUCUUAUCGGUAAAAAUAUACUUUCAAAGUUACUUGGUAAUUAAAAGCAUCCAGUGAUUGAUAUCAAGUUAUCGAUGACGAUGAAUGGAUUGCAGAAGCAAUACAAGUUGAUCUCAAAACUGUAAACCCUAGGCUUCUCAUAUGCCGAUUUCUUGGUUAUUUAUUUACUUAUUUUAUGUGACUCCAUUGCUUGUCUUAUGUAUAUGUUUAAAAAUCUUGUUUGGAAUGCAUACAAAAUAUUUUCCAGUGGAGGGAUUUUUAUUGAUUACCUUA